CACACCACACACAGACACACACACACCCACAAACACACACGCGUGCAGACUUCAUUGCAGACAGACGGCAGCAGAACACACGGAUCUCACCACGCUUUAACUUGUAGGAAACAGCAGAUAUAUAAGAGAGAGACUGUUGACCCCCUCGGCAUCAUCAUGGCAGCACCCAGCAUUUCUCACUCUGGAACAUCGGGCUCCAAUCUGGCCUUUGAGGAUUAUUCUCUCUACAGUAAUCUGAGUGAUGAUGAGCUGCUUCAACUCGCCAUCGAACGCAGUCUGACUGACACACACUGCAACACAGCCACCAACAACUCAACCAACACCAGCAGCACAACCAACACCAGCAGCAUCACCAGCUCCAGCAACACCACCAACAACACCAACAACGCAACCAACAGCGCAACCAACACCAACAGGCCUCCUCAUCACCGAGAAAACAGACCGAACCCUUCAGCCAAGAACACAAACCAACCCAGCUGCAGUGGUCACAAUCCUCCUCCUGCUGAAUCCACUGCACACUACAGUUCUCCAAAUCCUCCAAGUGAGGAGCCUCCGGACCCGAAAACGUUUGAAGGGACGAUCAGUCGUUUCAUGACAGGUUCUGGAAAGAGGAUGGUGGCAUAUCGCAGAACUGAUGGCAGUCUGGUCUACAUGGCUCCAGAACCUGAAGAAGAGGAGGAGCCUCUGUUCAAAGCGAUUCGUACAGGUGAUGCAAACAAAGUGAGAGCACUGGUGAUGGAUCAGAGAACAAACCUGAUGCUUCCCAGUAAACCAGGCUGGCUGGCGGUUCACCAGGCGGCAUGGUUCGGCCAGGACGCCAGUCUGCAUAUGCUGUUGUCAGCUCAGCCAGGGAUGGUCAACAAGAGGACAGCACGUGGUGAGACGCCGCUGCUGGUCGCUGUCAGCAAAGUGCAGCUGCAAUGUGCUCAAGUGCUGCUGGAAAACGGAGCCGACCCCGACAUCAUGAACUAUGAUAAAGAGACUCCACUCUACAAAGCCUGUGAGAGGAACAGCCCUGCAUUAGUUGCGUUGCUGCUGAACCACGGAGCAGCGACAAACACUCGCUGCAUUCAGGGUUGGACAGCUCUGCAGGAAGCUGUGGUUCGAAACAAUGUGGAGAUCUGUGAGAUGCUACUGAAGGCUGGAGCCAAACUCAACCUCACCAACAUGUACGGCAUCUCACCACUGUUCACUGCAGCUCAGACUGGGCAGCUCGCCACACUGCGCUUCCUUCUAAAACAUGGUGCAGACAUUAACAGUCAGGCAGCUGAUGGAGCCACAGCCCUGUAUGAAGCUGCUAAAAAUGGACAUGAGAAUAUUGUGGAGUUCCUGGUCUCCCAGAACGCUGACGCCAACAAACCUGGAAAGACAGGACUCUUACCACUUCACAUUGCCGCCCAAAGAGGAAGUGACACCAUCGUCUCCAUGUUGAUCCCAGCCACCAGUAAGGCCAGAAUCCGGCGGUGUGGCAUCAGCCCACUGCACCUGGCAGCUGAGCGUAACCGAGACGAUGUCCUCGAGACUCUGAUUGAGGCUGACUUUGAUGUCAAUGCUCAGUUGUCUGAGGAGCGCACAAAGCUAUAUGAAGACCGCCGCAGCACUGCGCUCUACUUCUCCGUCAUCAACAACAACAUUGAUGCAGUACGCAUGCUGCUUGCUGCUGGAGCCGACCCAAACCUGGACGUGUUUAGGCCGCUGAUGGUGGCAGCCAGGCUAGGUUGCAUCCAGACUAUCACCCUGCUGGUGGAGCAUGGCGCAGAUAUCAACGCUUGCAUCCCCACCCACCCCACCACCUUCCCUGCUGUCUACAUGUUCUCCAUGAAGUACCUGUCCAUGUUCAAGUACCUGCUGGACCACGGAGGUGACGCUCUCUCCUGCUUUGACUGUGUGUAUGGCAGUCAGACUCAUCCACCAAUCAAAACCACUCGAUCAGACAGAGAAGGGGUCCGCAGCACCGACCUGCCAGAAACACAGACGAAGAAGGGAAUUCAGUUCUGCGAGAUGAUCUCUGUUCCCAGUAUCUGUCGGUGGGCGGGACCAAUCAUUGACGUCCUAUUGGACUAUGUUGGUCAUGUGAGUCUCUGCUCUAGAUUGAUGGAACACCUUGACAGUUACCCAGAUUGGAGGAACAUCAAGGAGAAAGCAGCUCCUCCAAGGCCACUGCUGCAGCUCUGCAGGCUGCAAAUUCUGCAGCUGGUUGGACAUCGAAAAUUGAAGAAGUUACCAUUGCCUGGAAGUCUGAUUCGCUUCCUAAAACACCAGGAGAUGUCUCUUGAUGAUGAUUGAUUUUUACCCAGUUGAACCCGUUGACUGACUGAUGUGCACUGACUUCUGAUCUAUAAACGGAUCUAUAUGUUUCAGACAACUGAAGGAAAGUAUUGUGUUAUAUUUAAAAGUCAUUUAAAACCCAAGAGAAAGUAAACUCCAACUCAGUGGAAAAGGAAGCCAAGCAUUGAACUCUAAUCUUACAAGUUGAAGGACAGGGUAUUGUGGGUUUCAUGAACCAGUUGAGCCCACAUGUUGCUGGUUCUUCACUCUGUUGUUGCAGAUUAGCAAUAUCCUGCCAUGCUGAGUAUUUUCAAAGGCUAAACCCUCACUCCCUGCUUCACUAGAAGGCAAAUGGGCCCAAUUCACAUUCUUAAUGGUCCCUUAACUAUCGACAAAUCACAUGACUCGAGGUGUUAAUAUUGGUCAAACUUUAUUACAAAGGAUCCAAGACUGCAUUAUAAGAACCUGAUAAGUGGCAGGGUUGUAGACCCCUUCCUCUGUUUGGAGAUGACUGUCCAGCUCAAAAUAGAAAGUUGUCCUCACUCCUCUAUCAGACCAUCUGUAUUUUUUCUCCAGAGUGUGAAAAUUGCUGUCCUCAAAGGAUUGACCUUUAUCCUUUCGAUACAGAUUGACUGCUAAGUGUUUUCCUGAGGAGCUGGCUCUACUGUGUUGAGCCAUGUGCUUGUGGACUGGUUGUUUAGUCUCGUUUAUAUAUAGGUGUGUGUACUCCUCUCUGCAUUGGACUGCUUAUAAAAUGUUCCCCUCUAUGCUAGUAUGAAAUGAAAAGGCUUUCUGGAAGAGGUAAAAUGUUCUCAAGACCCUAAAAGAAAAAUCCAGCUGCCUUCUAAUGAAAAACUCAGGAUUACCAUGAUGUGGAUGACUGUCAAUCUACACAGGCAAAUAAUCUCACUGUUUCAUUGCCCUGAUGAUGCUAAAGCUUUUGUUCAUGACGUCCUCAAGACAUCUCCAUAACUCCAUGUGUGAGAAAAGGUUAUAAGUCUUUCAUUCUUCUCCAUUUAGGUAUGAUAUUUCUUGUCUCUAAUGUUAAUUUGUUUUAGUGGUGAAGCAUGCCUUUGAUUUGUUGGAAGUUAGAAAAACUUGUUGCUUCUGCAGCAUGUUCUUAAAGUAGUCUAUGCUGUGUGAAGAUGUUUAUUUGUUUGCCAUAAGCUGUAAGGACUCAAAGUACAGUGACCUGUUGUAAAGUCUUUCUUUUAUUCCUGAUUUAUACUGAAGUAUGAUUUCAUUUUGUUCUUUCAUACUAUGGACUUACAGCUGAUUGUGACCUUUAAAUGUUGUAUGUUAUUAUUCUCCAUCAAUCAGGAGAAAUUUAAUUCAAUUUAAUGAUGUAACCACACCGUCCACCUUUUUUGUAAUCUCCUGGUCUUUAUAUGUAUAUAGGACAUGGUUACACUGCUGAAUGUUUGUAUCAUAUUCUUCUGAAUAUUACGAACUUACUUCCUAUAACUGAUCUCUUAAGCGUUUGUUUAUAUUAAACCUAGUGUAGCUGCACUUUGUGAGACACGGCUGAAUAGUGAUAUCCCUGAUAAUGAAAUUAAACUUGGCUUUGUUUUGCACAGAGCAGGUAGGGUCAUGGAGGAGUGGCUACAUACAGUAUGCCCCUGCAUAUUUGUCUUCAAUUCUUGUUAUACCAAAGAAUAACACUAUGUAUUUGAAUGUCUGUUAAAAUAAAUUUUCAUUGAAGAAACAAAUAACCAAAAGAAAGUUUAUUUUGUCUUCUAUUAACUCUCUACAUCAUCCAAAUAAAUUGAUUAUUCUGGGUGAUUUAACAAGAAUUGGCCAGAUUAUCUUUCAGUGAUCAAAAUCUAUAUAGAGGAUAAACACUGUUCAACUUGUAAGUGAGCCAAGAGUUGAUUACAGGCCUAAGCUCUUGUUGGAUUUUAUUCUUGUCAAUCAUCCUGAUAGAAUUCCGAAAUUUGUCUCAGUGACCACUUCAUAAUUUUUUGUGUUUGAGAGAUUAAAAUACCUUUUUUUCGACAAGAAGUGCUGAAAUGAGACAAUGUAAUAAUGCAUAUGAUAUAAUAUUGCUCUAUUACACACACACAUCUCUGUUUUAAGUCAUACUGAAUUGUUUUUUCUUUGUUCCCAGGAUUUCUAAUCAAACCGAGUGAUGUGCAGUCUGACUGCAACAACCUGCUCAGCUGAUCUCUUUCUACUUAUCUUCAAGCAACCUGCUCCUACAUACUCGUACUAUAGUUUAUCUCUGAUUUGUAGUUACAUGUUAUUUUAUGCACACUAUAUAGCUUUGUAUGUGUAAAUGUACUGUAUGUAUUUUGGCAUUUUAGGCGAACUAGUGGGUAUAGGAGAAUCUUGGCUCUGAAGAGCUUUUUUCUGUGAAUGCAUAAGAAUAAUUGUGCUGUUUUGCCUUCUGUAUGACAUUUUUUUACACUUCUGUGAAGAAACCCCUUUGAAAACAUGAUGGUUCACCUCAAAGGGUUUAUCCUUCUAAUAAAAUGUAUUUAUUUUCUUUCUUAUUGGCAUCUGAUGACACCAAAAUACAGUUAGUGAUGUAAAGAUACUGCUUUGUGAAAUAUUCUGCUAGAAGUAAAAGUACUGUAGUCUUCCAAAAAGCUGCAGCUAUAUGAUCAUGAAAAUAUAGUUCCAGUGGUGUCAGUAAAAGGUGUUUUUAUUUAAGAAAAGAGUUGAAUAAAUAAACAAUGAAUGUCAGAGUUAAAUAAAUAUUAAAAAUACAUAUAUGUCUGUGUGAGUCCUACAAACAAUGAAACAUGCUUCACUCUGUCUUUAUUGUUUAUAAAUGAGCUUGUUGUAGAAAUGACUCUGAGUUCAAAAAUUAUAGCGUCAAGCUUAAAAAAAUCUUACAAGUAUUAAAACAUCUGUUGAUUUUA
Messenger RNA from Amphiprion ocellaris (clown anemonefish), 5132 nucleotides. RefSeq names its product ankyrin repeat and SOCS box protein 2-like. NCBI's taxonomy places the organism in Eukaryota, Metazoa, Chordata, Actinopteri, Pomacentridae. Gene Ontology annotation, biological process: ubiquitin-dependent protein catabolic process; intracellular signal transduction; protein ubiquitination. The transcript has 10 exons. The coding region runs from base 157 to 2286 and encodes 709 amino acids. The record is from RefSeq and is a predicted model, not a curated record. Gene Ontology annotation, cellular component: ubiquitin ligase complex. Gene Ontology annotation, molecular function: protein binding.